Messenger RNA from Didymodactylos carnosus, 669 nucleotides. NCBI's taxonomy places the organism in Eukaryota, Metazoa, Rotifera, Eurotatoria, Philodinida, Philodinidae. The record is from the annotation of a GenBank genome assembly.
AUGUCUAUUCAUUAUAAUAGUACAAAUACUAACAUUAUCACUGCUGAUUUAUCACCACCUUGUUCACUUGAUCGUUUUGGACUUUUAACAAAAUCGACAUCAACAUUAUCAACAUCAUCUACAAAUUAUUCAUCGAUUUCGUCAACAUUAUUAUCACCUACAAAUAGUUUUGGAACUCAAAAUAUUAAUAAUAAUCAUCGUCAUAAUAAUAAUAAUAAUAAUAAUUUAACAACUGAUAAUUCGGAUGGUGGCUCAGUUGAUUCAGAUUAUACAUCAUUAGCUAGUUCAAAAUUAUUUGGUAAUGGUUCAUCAAAUAGUCUUCAUCGACAAGGACGUAGUCAAUCAAUUGAUGAAUUAGCACAACAAUUACCAACAACGACAACAUUUCCUACAAGACAUUUUUCAACAAUAUCAAAUUAUAAAACAACUAGUUCACAUAUGAACGAUCCAUUACAAUUUGUUAAAAUUCAACCCAAUCAUGAUCUUAUUGAACGAGCACAAGAACAACUAACAUUAACUGAUAGAAGACGAACACAAGAAAAUAGUUUAAAAUUAAAUAAUUCAAAUGGUACUACAGUUUCAAGAACAACAGCAUCAAUAACAAAGAGUCUAGAAAAGAAAACAGAUGAUGAUACAGAUUGGUCAAAAGUAAGUGAAAAUUUUACUUAA